Molecule: messenger RNA, 357 nt
Organism: Saccharomycopsis crataegensis
Lineage: Eukaryota; Fungi; Ascomycota; Saccharomycetes; Ascoideales; Saccharomycopsidaceae
Gene: RPL31A
Product: 60S ribosomal protein eL31 RPL31A
Exons: 2
Coding region: 1-357 (118 amino acids)
Biological process (GO): cytoplasmic translation
Cellular component (GO): cytosolic large ribosomal subunit; ribosome
Molecular function (GO): structural constituent of ribosome
Source: RefSeq, a predicted model, not a curated record
AUGUCUAACAACAGAAGUGCCCUUAAGGACGUCGUCACUCGUGAAUAUACCAUCAACUUGCACAAGAGAUUGCAUGGUGUUACCUUCAAGAAGAGAGCUCCAAAGGCUGUCAAGGAAAUCAAGAAGUUUGCCUACUUGCACAUGAAGACCAACGACGUCAGAUUGGACCCAAAAUUGAACCAAGAAAUCUGGAAGAGAGGUGUCCAAGGUGUUCCAUACAGAAUGAGAAUCAGAAUCUCUAGAAAGAGAAACGAAGAAGAAGAUGCUAAGGACAAAUUGUACUCUUUCGUUGAACCAGUCACUGUUGCCACUACCAAGGGUUUGCAAACUGUUGUUCUCGAAGAUGAUGAAGAGUAA